Hordeum vulgare subsp. vulgare (domesticated barley) is the source of this 2996-nucleotide messenger RNA. RefSeq names its product WD repeat-containing protein 44-like. Bases 271 to 2622 code for a protein of 783 amino acids. The record is from RefSeq and is a predicted model, not a curated record. The transcript is spliced from 7 exons. Gene Ontology annotation, molecular function: protein binding. Lineage: Eukaryota; Viridiplantae; Streptophyta; Magnoliopsida; Poales; Poaceae.
GGGUGGGGAGGGGGAGAAAGAAGCAUCGCCCGCUCCGCAAUAACAACGACGACGGGCUCCGCACCAACCACCACCGAGGCAGACGCGGACGCGCGCGAGGGAGGGAGGGACGAGCGAACCUGUCGCGAUUCCGCCGACGACCUCGCGCGCGGGGGAUCUGACCCCUCCUCGCGUGCCCGCGUGGUUCCCCGAGCCCAGCGGGCGGGCGGGCGGGCGGGCUAGCGGUUCCUCGUCGCGGCGUUCGGCGAGGCGGUCAAUGCGCGGGGGGAGAUGAGCGGCGGCGGGGAGGGGGAGGAGGAGGAGGACGAGGAGGUGUUCUACGAGUCGCGGGACCGCGUCCUCUCCUCCUCCGGCUCCUCCACCUCCGCCUCGGACGACGAUGACCGCGCGCAGCAGCAGCAGCAGCAGCAGCAGCGACGCCGACGGGACGGCCACGCCCACCCGGCUGCGGCUGCGGCGCUCGACCUGUGGACGUCGCAGCCGGCGCCGGUGCAGGAGCGUCGCAGGAGGCUGCUCCAGAUGAUGGGGCUCACCGGGGACCCCUCCCUCGCGCGCCUCGAGAUGGGCCGAUCGGUCUCCUACGACGGGCCCGUCCGCCCGCCCUCGGUCUCGCCCAUGCCCCGAUCCAGAUCGGACGGCGCCGUGCCCGCCAAGCCGCCGCGAGGGGCCCGGACGUCGUCGGGCUCCUCCGAGGCCAUGCCGGAGGAUGACGACGCCGACCCCAGGUGCCUAAUCCGGAACCUCGACGACGGCACCGAGUUCGUCGUCAAGGAAGAGUUUGAGCUCCGCGAGGUCCGCACGGGCCGCCAGCUCACCCUGGAGCAGUUCCAGCUCUGCGUCGGGCGCUCCCCCAUCGUGCAGGAGCUCAUGCGCCGCCAGAACAUCUCCAACGACGGCGCCUCCAUGCCCAUCCACAGGUCCAGCUCCGACUCCAGCAACGGCGCCACCCGGCCCAGGCGCCGCAUUAACUGGCUUCGUACCAUCCGCCACGUCGCUGGCUCGAUGGUGGCCGGCUCCCGUGACCGCCGAAGCAGCGACGAGAAGGACACGUCAUCGGAGAAGGGCGGACGCCGCUCCAGCUCAGCCACAGAUGACAGCCAGGAUAGUGCCGGCGCCGUGCACCAUGGCCCAGAGCGCAUCAAGGUGCGGCCGUACGGCAAGUCGUACAAGGAGCUCAGUGGGCUGUUCAUGAACCAGGAGAUACGGGCGCACGACGGGCCUAUCUGGAGCAUCAAGUUUAGCCCUGAUGGCCGCUACCUUGCAAGUGCUGGGGAGGACUGUGCGAUCCAUGUCUGGGAAGUGUUGGAGUUUGAAACGAGACGAGAGGAGAAUGGGGUGUCUAAUCCAUUUGUUGCAGUGAUGUGCAAUGGUUCGCCAGAGCCGACAUUGGCGUUGGCCACUGUGGAUGGGAGCCAGAAACUCCGGGCGAGGGUCUCGCAAAGUCGGAAAUCCAGUAGCUCAGACCGGUUGAUGGUGCCAGAGCAUGUGUUUGGGCUGUCAGAAAAACCGGUCAAAACUUUUGAGGGGCAUUCAGAGGAUGUUCUUGAUCUCUGCUGGUCCAAGUCACAGCAUUUACUUUCAUCUUCAAUGGAUAAAACAGUAAGGUUAUGGCACAUGUCAAGCGUAUCAUGUUUGAAAACGUUCUCACACUGCGAUUAUGUUACAUGCAUCCAGUUCAACCCUGUCGAUGAUAGAUACUUCAUCAGUGGUUCCCUGGAUGAAAAGGUUCGCAUAUGGAGCAUUCCAAAACGUGAAAUUGUUGAUUGGCAUGAUCUGCAUGAAAUGGUCACUGCUGCUUGCUAUACCCCUGAUGGACAGAGUGCCUUAGUUGGUUCCCACAAGGGCAGCUGCCAUAUUUAUGACACAUCAGAUAACAAGCUUAUCCAAAAGAAACAAAUUGACCUGCAAACUAAAAAGAAGAAGUCCCGGCAGAAGAAGAUCACUGGAUUUCAGUUCCUCCCAGGGAGUUCUUCCAAGGUGCUCAUCACAUCUGCUGAUUCACGGAUCCGAGUUGUUGAUGGUUUUGAGCUAGUACACAAGUUUAAAGGUUUCCGAAACACCAACAGCCAAAUCUCAGCCUGCUACGCAGCUAGAGGCAGAUACGUGAUCUCAGCGAGCGAAGACUCCCAUGUCUACAUGUGGAGAAACGACGACGGCCCUGAGCAAAGAGGAAGCAGCAAGGGCGUCGUUUCUGUCGCGAAUUCCUACGAGUACUUCUACUGCCAGGGCGUGACGGUGGCCGCCGCCUUGCCGUCGACGGUGGGGUCAGCCACGACGUCCCGAACCAACUCCAGGAGGCGCGAGGAGCUGGAUUGUGUGUCCGAGUACCACCCCCUGUCCCACGCAGGAGACGGAGACUCCUCUGAUUUCCAGCAGCAGCAGCAGCAGGGAGGCAAUGACCUAAGCAACGGCUCGAAUCAUGGCGGCGACAGAGCGUCCGCGACCUGGCCCGAGGAGCUCAUGACGCCGACGAAACAGAGCCCGCGGUCCAGCACCAGCCUCCCCGACGGUGCCGCCGGGCAGGCUCCGAGCCGGUCGGCCUGGGGCAUGGCCAUCGCCACGGCAGGUGGUGGGGGUCAGAUCAGGAUACUCCAGAAUUUUGGGUUCCCCGUCAGAGUAUAGUAGUAGCAGCGGCCCUGUAGGAGGGUGAUUUUUGUGUGUAAAUAGGUUGGGAGAUGCGGUUUGUUUUGCUGUGUUUUUGUAGCGGUCUUUGAGUUCCGUGCGAUUGCGCUUGGGUUUGGCUGAUGCGUGCAUACUCGACUAACGACGGCCUUGUUCGCUUUUACUACUACGUGAGAGUGGAGCCUGUGAAAGCGCCUGCCGCCACCCCGGUUGGAGUGAAAUCUCUCGCCAUCCAUUUUCAUCCGCUUCUUCACUCUUGUCCGCUCUGGCGCUCCGCUCAACACAUAUUCUUGUAAGGCAAAAAUAAUAAUAAUCUCCAGUUGUAUACAUGUAUACGGAUGCAAAAGCAAAAGACGAGUUUUCUUGGUGGUGAA